CACACCCAGCCGUCGCCAUCGGGCCUCACCAAUGGCGCGGCAUCCAUUCCGCGCCCUCUUUCCAGUGGUUUCCCAGUUGGUGUCCGCCCGCUCCCGCCGUUCGUCGGCGACGGCGGCGUCGCCCUCUCCACCCCACGUCGGUGGGAAGGCAGCUACAGGAGCGGCGGCGGAGGCCGCGCACGCUGCCGCCUGCUCCGCUGGGGAGGCGCCCCGCAAGGCUUUGCGCCCUUUCGACCUCCUGAGGAGGAAGAAGUACGUCUUCGCAGGCCUCCUCGGCUUCUUCUACCUGCACAUGAUCAGGCACGCACCUCUUGUCGAUAUUAUGUCUAUACUGAGAGGAUUAAGAAAACCCAAAGAAGAAGACGAAAAGGUUGAGGAUGUUGGCUCAAACAAAGAUCCUAUCAACUCUGAAGCUGACACAGAAGAGGUGAAAGAGGGGGCUGCCAUCUCAGCAAAGAGUUCUGCACCUGGCUUGCACGGAGAUAAUGCUUAUGACAAAAAAGAGAGGAAGGGCAAUGCUGGAAUCUCAGCAAACAUGGUACUUAAGAUCCCAACGACUCCCGGUUCCCACCUUGAGAUUGUUAUCAGAGCUGAUAUGCCGAUGAAUCAACUGGCUGCCUUAUCCGAGUCUGUAAAAUCCGGAAAUUUCACAUUUAACCAGGACGAUCUAAGCAUUGCUUUGAGACAUGCCGCAAAUGAUCGCAUCACUUUCCUGAAAAACAAAGAAAACUUUGUCUUAGAGAAAGAUAAAGAACAAUUAAAACUUGAGCAGGCUGCCGUUGCUAAACUAAAUGAGUUGAUUGAAAAUCUUUCAGCACCACCAAAACCUGAAUCUGAUAUGCCAGCUUUAGUUGAGGAUUUGCUUAAGCAUUGGUUCAAUGAUUUGGUGCUUUAUCUUGUUACCACUAUCUUGGGAUCUGUUUACCUGUAUCUUAAGUCCAGGAUUGAGGAGCUGAACAUUGCUGAUUUGCUAAAUUUGGCUACCGGAGCAGUGUCCUCCUGGAUAGAGACAGAAAUUGAGAUUCUUCGAUUGCCGGUUUGCCCAUUUUCAGGUAUGAUUGUUCUGUUAGCAGCAAGUGAAACUGUGUUGUCCAUUAGUGUUGAGAAUAAUACUGAACCCGAGGUUGUGAAAGGCCCAGAGUUCACCCAGCUCCCUCAGAUAUCAGACGAGGAUAUGCUUUUUCUGUACAAGUGGAUGCUUGAAGAGUACAGACUGAUGAAACCUAAGAAUGCCGAAGAGAAAGAAAGGAUUGAUACAGCCAAGGCUCUUCUAAAAGAGUUAAUCCGCACUAAAUAGUUCUCAAUUAGAGCAGAUGACCAAAGGACAGUCACAGAGUAACUCUCUCUUUGAUUGCUGGCCGCUUCUGAAAUGAUGCAAUUUUUGGUAGAUUGAAGGUCUUGCCCAGUUUUAUCGCCUCCAGGAUCUUCUGUUUUUUCUCUGUAGCUUCUACGUAUGAGGGAACGGCUUUUUUUUUCUUUUUCUUGAGGUAUAUGUGAGGACACAUUUGUAAUGGAAGUGUGGUUGGCUACGUUUUGGACGCGUGAAGCUAUAACUUGUGGCUGGCUGACUGUUUUGGACAAGGAAUUAGCUUGUGUUGUUGGCUGCUUUUGAGAAGUGGAUUUAGCAAUUUGAUCA
Messenger RNA from Aegilops tauschii subsp. strangulata, 1636 nucleotides. RefSeq lists its product as uncharacterized. NCBI's taxonomy places the organism in Eukaryota, Viridiplantae, Streptophyta, Magnoliopsida, Poales, Poaceae. The record is from RefSeq and is a predicted model, not a curated record.